Molecule: messenger RNA, 1761 nt
Organism: Acanthosepion pharaonis
Lineage: Eukaryota; Metazoa; Mollusca; Cephalopoda; Sepiida; Sepiidae
Source: the annotation of a GenBank genome assembly
AUGUGUUUGUUUCUUGCCUUAAUCUCUUUCUCUUUCACUCCCUUGCUUCCGCCCUGUCUUGGGUCUCCUGUUCCAUCUUGCCACCACCUACUGCGUAAACACAACUCCGGUGUGCAGUUCUUGCAGAUCCCAACAACGUGUCUUGCACAUGCUCUAUUUAUGUUACUUUGUUACUCCUCUGAUAUUUUUUCUCUCUUUUAUAUUUUUCUUUUCCUUUUCCUUAUUUGUCUUUCCUUUCUUUUUUUCUUUUGUCUUUCCUUCACUUUAGCUUCCUUUUGCUCUUCAUUUUUUCCUCAUUUCAUUUUUCUUUCUUAUCUUACUCUUUCGACCUUCUUUUCUUUUGAAAGAAGAAAGAAAAAGAUUUUAAAGAAUGGUUAUCAUUCUUCUCUUCGUCUUUUCUUCUUUUUCUUGUUUACCCAUUCUCUUUUUUCUCUUUUGCCUUUCCAUUUUUGUUGUUUUGUGUUUCCUUCCUUUUUUUUUUUUUCACUUUUCCACCUUGGUUUUUCAUUUUUCCUUCUUUUUCCAUUACUCUCUUACCUUUCUUUCUUUUGCCACUACAUCUUUUUCUCUUUUCUUUCAUUCUUUUUUCCUGUCCAUAUUUGUUCUUUGCCUCCUUUCUUUUUCACCUUUCUUUUCUUUAGUUUUUUUUUUCAAUCUUCUUCUCUCUUUGCUUUCUUUCUUUCUAUCUAUGAUUUUCCUAUAUGUCAUUAUUUUCUUCAGUUCUUUCUAAAAGGAAAGAAAGACAUACUUUCUUCUUUCCUCUUUUAUCCUGUUUAUUCAUUCUUCAUAUGUCCUUUCUUUUUCUUUCUUUCUUUCAUUCAUUCACAUUGUGUCAUCACUCAUCACCUUGAUCUGCCAAAUUCUUUUCUAUUGUCUCAUCAUCUUCAACUCUCUCUCUCUCUCUUCCUUUCCAUUGUCUUUCUUUCUUUUCCUUUCCAUUGUCUCAUCAUCCUUGUCACAUUCUCUCCCCUUUUCCUUUGUCUCAUCAACCAUGACUCUCUCCCUUCCUUUCCAUUUUCUUUCUCUUAUUUCUUUUACAUUGCCUUGUCAUUCUUAUCUCAUUUUUCCUUUCUUUCCUUUGUCUCAUAUUUCUCUCUCUCUCUCUUAUUUUUCUUUUUUUCACCAUCAUUAUUUUCUAUUGCCUCAUCAUUUCUGUUGCUCUUAUUUUCAUCCAUUUAUCUCAACAUCCCUGUUUCUUUCUUCUUUUUCUUUCUUUGUUUCAUCAUCUCUUUUCCUUUCUUUCAUUAUCUUUCUCUUACUGUCACUCUCCUUUCAUUAUCUUUCUCUCAUUAUCACUCUCCUUUCAUUAUCUUUUUCUCACUAUCACUCUCCUUUCAUUAUCUUUCUCUUUCAUUAUCAUUUUUAUUUUAUUAUCUUUUUUUCAUCAUAUUAAUUUCAUUAUCUUUUUCUCACUAUCAAUAUCCUUUCAUUAUCUUUUUUCUCUUAUUAUCACUCUCCUUUCAUUAUCUUUCUCUCACUAUCAUUUCCUUUCAUUAUCUUUCUCUUAUCUAUCACUUUCCUUUCAUUUUUUUCUCUCACUAUCAUAUCCUUUCAUUAUUUUUCUCUCAUUAUCACUCUCCUUUCAUUGAUUGGAUUUCUUUUACUAUCAAAAAUUUUUCAUUAUCUUUCUCUCACUAUCACUCUUCUUUCAUUAUCUUUUUGAAUAUUCUCUCCUUUCAUUUUCUUUUUUUUCACUAUCAAAUCCUUUCAUUAUCUUUCUCUCAUUAUCACUCUCUUUCAUUAUCUUUCUCUCAUAAAUAA